Dictyostelium purpureum is the source of this 920-nucleotide messenger RNA. RefSeq lists its product as uncharacterized. The transcript has a single exon. The record is from RefSeq and is a predicted model, not a curated record. Lineage: Eukaryota; Evosea; Eumycetozoa; Dictyosteliales; Dictyosteliaceae. Bases 69 to 773 code for a protein of 234 amino acids.
UUCUAUCAACAAAUUUGAAAAAACUUGUUAUUAGAAAUGGUCAUUUUAAUCAAAAGCUCGAACCAAACAUGUUCCCAUCCAGUUUAACCAGUAUCGAAUUCAUUGGUAUUUUAUUUGACAAUGAUGGAGGCAAUCUAUUAGCCGAAGAUAAUUUAUUCCCAUCAUCUUUAACCUAUCUCAACUUGGGUGAUACUUUUAAUGAACCAAUUACAGGUCUUAAAGUGCUACCAGAAAGCUUAAAAACACUUAUACUUGGUGAAAGAUACUAUCAUAGAAUUAAUGGUGGUUCAAUACCAUCUGGUUUAGAAUUGUUACAGAUCAAAAAUCAAAAAUACAACAAAUUCCCAAUCAAACUACCUAAUCCAAAAACCAUUGUGGAUUGUUGUAACUAUUAUAAACAAUUCGAAAAAAACUUUGAAAAAUUAAUUUCAUUCAAAGCUCCAAAAGAGUUUAGAGCUUCAAUCAAUCCAGAACUGUUCACAUUAAAUAAUAGAUACAGUUUAAAGUAUCUCGAUUUAUCAGAGAACUUGGUACCAGAAAUUGUAUUUUCAGAAUUACAAUCUAACUUCAUUAAAACAUUGGUACUAGGCGAUUAUGAUUACUCUGAAAUUAUCAAUAUCGAUAAUUUUCCACAUUUGGAAACUUUAAUUGUCAAUGAUGGUUGCCCGUUAGUUGAUCAUAACAAUCUGAAAACAAUUAUUGUAAACAGAAAAUGCACAAAAUUUUUGGAUUUAUUAGAUCGAAAUUUCCACGACAUAAUAAAAUUAAAAUAAAAAAUAAAAAAAAUUAUAAUUAAAGGUUUUAAAAAAAAAUAUAUAAAUAAUGUAUGAAUGUUUAUUUCUAUUAUUACCAAUAAAUAUCUAUACUAUUGAAAAAUCAAAACCAGCAUCAACAAUACCUUUACUUGUAAUAAUUGAUAU